CCGUUGGGGCAACGAAGCGAUGACAAGCGGGGUAAAGGCACAGGCGAGUGCUCCGAUGCCUCAUAUGGCGGAUACCCGAAGGGACGACGCCGGUGCCAACGCGGAGAAUCAUGACUCUCCUGCGAGGCAAUCGAUAGCCCAAUCCUUGGUUCGUUAAUUCGAUUAGGAAGAUGAAGGCUCCGCGCCGCGUCAGUGCAUCAAUUCUCAGCUUACCAUGAGAUCGUUGCUUGCAAAAUAUUGAGCACGAUGAACCCUACCUGUCUAUCGUGCCUCCGUUUUACGUGCCCCAAGUGUUUGCGCGCGAGACAGCGAUGAGGUCUACCGGGCAGUUGGUCUAAAAGAAUUCAGCUAUGGCUGAAGGUGGAACGGAGCCAAAGUCUAUCGACGGUCAGAUCUCGAGGGGUCAGUUAGAGAUAAACGAAUGCCUCGGUAACUGGUUGACGUACUUACAGACACUUAAUGGCCUAUGUACAGCUGGUACUAAACUGGCCCAGUCCCUGCAAGCGCUUCUCUCCGCGCACGACACAGUGGCGCAGUGCCGUCUGACAGGCCAAUGUCUGGCUGGGUGGGAAGAAUUGGCGAGGGCUACGCACAUAGCCAGCAGUACCGUUAAGAAUCAUGUGAUUACCGCCCUGAGAGAUCAUGAGUCUCGUGACAAUGACGGGGACAAGCAUGAUAUUCUCAGGGAAAAUCUCUUGACGUUCAUAAACUUGCAAUAUCAAUUCUGCAUUGCUUGUUGCGAGUGCUUGGGUGGCAUGGCGGAAUGCUCGUGUUCCCAGAGCGGCAGCGGCGAUUGCGACAUCGCCGCGCUUCAGCAAUGUUUCGAGCGUCUUUACAGCUCGCCGGUACCGCCAAUCUCCUCCUCGUCCAUCCAACAGUCCGCGCAGAAUUGUCGGAGGUCCCCCUUGCCGUAUUCGUUGUUCCCUCUGCAGGUUCAGAGGAGAUGGUCGGAAACGGCGGCGGCGGAAAUGUCGGGCGAGUCCGCCGAGAGCACGAUGAGACGUUGGUCGAUGCCCUGGGACUGCAAGCACGUUAUAGAGUGGCCGCGCCAGGACGCGAGGUCGCGAUUAAGGGUGCCCCAGCAGGAUCGCAGUAGAUCGACCACGCCUGACUCGGUGUGGAAAACGUCGAUGGCUAGUCAGGACGGUCUCCAGGAAGCCAUUCAGCUGUUGUCUUGCAAGCCAGGAGUUCGGCCGUCCAAUCAACUCUCGGCUUACACUAGUCAGCAUAUCCCGGGCGUCACUUUGACGACCUGCAAUUUCGACUCGAAUUACGACUCCGCUAUUUGGUCGGGGUCGCGUAGGAUAGGUUCACCUAGGUGCUGGCCUCAGGACUCCAGCGAUCAUUCCGAUCAAUCCGGGCAUCGCGAUAGCGAUCACAGUGUUCACAGCGAGCACAGGGACUCGGAACAGAGCGGCGCCAGCGGCAGUCACGGCGAUAGCAAGGACAGCAUUCACUCCCAUUGCGAUCAUAGAGAAACCGAGACCGGUACAGCGGACACACUGCCGUCUCGCAAGAGCAGCUCGUCGACCGACUCCUGCGUCUCGGCGCACAGCCGAUCGGGUUCGGAAAGCGCGGGUGGCGGGGAGUGCACGAGGUCGCAAUUGUACUCGAUGUGGAGCGGCGGCGAUCUGUCCUUCAUCAAGUUGCCGGAGAGCAACGAGGUACAAGAUGAACAUCCACCCACUUAAACAUCUGACACUUUUGCUUUGUAUCCAAAAUGUAUCCGGAAAAAUCUCAAUCUUUGGAUCACCGAAUCGUGAACGAAGAAGUGCUCUGCACUUUGAAAAGAUAAAAUGAACUCGGGAGACUCUCUCCCGAAAUCAUUUUUGACAAACACAGCCUUGCACAAGGGUGAUUUUACUUCAUAUUUUAUUUUUUAACUUGAGAAAAUCUUCUUUCUAGUUGUACCACACUUGGAAGAGAUUUUCUGUAUUUCAUGAUUCACGUGGCCCGGUGAUAUAAAAAUAAAUCGUCGCCACGGUAAGGCUUGUUGACCCGUGAAUUCACUUACAGGUGCGAUCAAUUUUAUUUGUGGUGUAUACAUGUUUGAUAUUUGUGAUGGCGCGAGUUAGUACGUGCAUAUUGAGUGUGCAACUAACGAUAGAAAAAUAUAUAAAGAACGUUAUACAGGCUGUCCACUUCGUAAUGUUUAACGUGGUAAAUCACGCGCGAUGGAGUUCGCAGAAAAGCGCCACUAUCGAUGAUUAAUUUCUACUAUUUAAGCAUAUAUUAUACAUAUAAUUUUGGAAAAGAGGAACGAAGGAAGAAAGUAUGGUCAUUUAUGGAAGAUUGGUCAUUCGAAUUAUUUACAUAUUGAAACAAAAGCCAGGGGAAAUGUUAGAAGACUCACCACAAAUUUGAGUGAAAAAAAUUACCAGUCAUUUCGUCUGCUUUGAUAGUUUUAAUAUUAAAAAAGCAUAUUCAAAAAUGUUUUUAUUAGUCCAAUGAGUGUUACGAAGUGUAGCUCCGUCUGCGUUAAAAGAAAUGGACGUUCUGUAUGUUGUUAAAACUCGUAUAUACAAAAAUGUACGCAAUGAUCCAAUUGUGGAGUAACGUUUCGCUCAUUCGCGGAAAUUACUCUUUGUUCUCUCGAUACCAAAGUGCACGCGCGUGCGAUUGUUAAUCCGCGUUCUGUCGCGCCGGACAACGCAAGCUUCGAGAGUGUCUUCGCACGCAUCUCGUUAAAUAUCACCCGAUCGAUUCCGAAGCAUAUCACAUUCCACUCGAAGAAACGGGCGCGUCUUACCCUAAUCGCUGCGUGCACGUCGACUGCCCUAGAGAUACGCAAUGCUACCGCUCGUAAAUUUUCGAACACUUCACACGUGUCCUAUAUUACAUAAACGUGCAAUAUAUCUGCGUGUUACAUAAAAAGAAAUCAAAUCAAAUAAAAUAAUCGUUAACCU
This is a messenger RNA of Vollenhovia emeryi, 2906 nucleotides long. RefSeq lists its product as uncharacterized. The record is from RefSeq and is a predicted model, not a curated record. The transcript is spliced from 10 exons. NCBI's taxonomy places the organism in Eukaryota, Metazoa, Arthropoda, Insecta, Hymenoptera, Formicidae. The coding region runs from base 351 to 1691 and encodes 446 amino acids.